Molecule: messenger RNA, 2667 nt
Organism: Eufriesea mexicana
Lineage: Eukaryota; Metazoa; Arthropoda; Insecta; Hymenoptera; Apidae
Product: protein FAN
Exons: 15
Coding region: 4-2667 (887 amino acids)
Molecular function (GO): protein binding
Source: RefSeq, a predicted model, not a curated record
ACCAUGCUUCUUUUAGAACCAGGAGAAAUAUUUUUUGAAGAUUAUAGUGUUCAAAUGAAAAUAUUUGAUAUUCCUACUUCAGAAGAACAAAAAUGGAAAGAUGGAAGAUUAAAAUUAUGUUCAAAAUCUUUAGUAUUUGUAAAUAAAGAUAUUAAUCAACCUUUAAUUAAAAUUCAACUCAAAGAAAUUAUAGCUAUUGAUCAAUAUCAAUCCAACAAUGAUACAACAAAAUGUGGCAAUACAUUGUUGGUUCAAUGUAAACAGUAUGUGAAGAUGUUAGAAAAAAAUAUACUUGCGCCAUAUAAAUUCAUACAUGAAAAUGUUACUUUUCACAUCUAUUUUAAUUAUGCAAAGAUAGAUGAUUGUCUUCCACAAAUUCUGCAAUUAUUCAGAGCAGCUACUUUACCAACUGCUGAACAAAAUGCUAUGAUUAUGGCUAUUGUGCAUUCUCGACAAUCUAGAGUAUCAUUUGAUACAUCAUGGUUAGAAGAUUUAUAUGAACAAGUGGUAUUAGAAACUCAAGCCAGUAAAGUGUUGCCUCUUGUUAUAAAUCCAGGAAGGAUACUUUUAACAAAUUCAAGAAUUUACUUUCAACCUUAUAAUAAUUUAGAUCAACAUCCUGUUUUAAAAAUACAACUGAAAGAUAUUAUUAACAUUAUUAAAAGACGAUUUCUUUUAAGCCAAAUUGGGCUUGAAAUUAAGUGGCUACGGCAACCAGAAAAUAAGGUUGAAUAUUUAUUUAUAUCAUUAAAAAGUCAAAGUGACAGGGAUGAAUUAUACACAAAUUUAUUAAAUCAACCUACAAUGUCUUUAGAAAAAGUACCACAAGAUCAAAUGACUAUGAGAUGGCAAAAUGGUUCUUUGUCAAACUAUGAUUAUCUUUUAUAUAUUAAUAGUUUGGCAGAUAGAACUUUCCAUGAUUUAACUCAAUAUCCAGUUAUGCCUUGGGUUUUACAAGAUUAUACAUCUACUACACUGGAUUUAAAUGAUCCUGGUAUUUAUAGAGAUCUUACAAAACCUAUUGGAGCCCUUGAACAAGACCGAUUAGAAAGAUUAGAGGAACGAUAUUUAGAAAUGUCAGAACCAAAAUUUUUGUAUGGCUCUCAUUAUAGUGCCCCAGGAUUUGUAUUAUUUUAUUUAGUACGAAAGUAUCCUCAGUACAUGCUUUGUCUACAAAAUGGAAGAUUUGAUCAUCCAGAUAGAAUGUUUAAUAGUGUAGCUGACGUAUGGAAAAAUGUUUUGGUGAACAUGUCUGACUUUAAAGAACUGAUCCCGGAAUUUUAUGACACAAACAAUGGUGGUGAUUUUUUAGUAAAUAGUUACGGUAUUGAUUUUGGUUAUCGACAUGAUGGAACAAAAAUAGGAGACGUGCAAUUACCACCAUGGGCAAAUGGACCAGCUCAUUUUGUACAAGUAUUAAGAAAUGCUUUAGAAAGUGAUUAUGUUUCUCAAAAUCUUCAUCAUUGGAUUGAUUUAAUUUUUGGAUAUAAACAGAGGGGAAGUGAAGCAGAAAAAGCUAAUAAUGUAUUUUUCCAUUUAUGCUAUGAAGGAGCAGUAGACUUAGAUACUAUUCAGGAUAUUAAUGAUAGGCAUGGUUUAGAGAUACAAAUCAUGGAAUUUGGUCAAAUACCAAAACAAAUAUUUACUUUACCACAUCCAAAACGUUCUGCGUUUAUUUUGGAUAAAUUGUAUACUGAAAUUGUUUCAACGUCAUUUAAAAGCGGAAUAGAGAAUCCUGCAGAGACUUUUGAACUACAUGAAUUAAUAAUGUUUCAAUCUCAUAAAGAAAGUGUAAGUAGCAUUAUUAUAACGAAUAAAGAAGAAAUUAAUGAAAUAAUAUCGGUUGGACAAGAUGGAAUGCUUAAACUAUAUAGUAUAAAAAAUAAAAAAUUAAUGCGUAAUGUAUCUUUGUCAUCAUUACCACUUUCCUCUUGCAUAUCAUACUACACAUCUUCUCGUCGCAAUAUAUUAGUUGCUGGAUCUUGGGACAAUUCACUAAUAUUUUAUGACAUUGAGUUUGGCAGAGUAAUAGAUAUAUUACAAGGACAUGAAGAUGCUGUUUCUUGUUUAGCAUUAAGUUCUACCCGUCAAAUUAUUAUUUCUGGUUCAUGGGAUUGUACAGCAAAAGUUUGGAAAAGUUAUUCUUCUGGAACGAAAAUUAAACCAGCUGAGUGCCUUAUUGUACAACUAGAUCAUGAUUCUAAAGUAACUUGCAUCAGUAUAUCAAAAGACGAAACAUUAUUAGUAUCUGGUACAGAAGAUGGAGAAAUUUUUUUGUGGAAUAUGGAUACAUAUAAUUUACAGUUUACUGCAAAAGCUCAUACUUGUAAAAUUAAUGCAAUGGUAUUUGAUCAAGAAGGGAAAAGCAUAAUAUCAUGUGCAGAAGAUAAAGUACUAAAUAUAAUUGAUGUUUAUACAAGUACACAGAUUUAUCGUACUACUUUAGAGCAUGUACCUCUAACACUAACAUGGUUCAAAACCUUUUUAUUAGUAGGAGAUAGCAAUGGUAAUAUUAAUGUCUGGAACCGCCAUGGUGCAAUUUUUAUUACACAAAUACAUUGCCAUGAUGGGCCAAUUAAUACAUUAUCAGUAUCAACAGAAAAUAGUAUAGUUUUAACUGGUGGAAGAGAUAAGAAGAUAAUUGUAUGGGAUUGUAAAAAUGUAUGA